UAUUUUGCUUAUUUUGUCCUGCGGCCCUACUAUCUUCAACAACUGAGAAUUUAAUAACAAAAAAAGGGAAAACGCAGAAAGUGAUGGGGAAUCAAAUGGGGAUUAGGUUAAAUGGUGAUGACGACGACUACGAAUCCUCUGACAACGAGCUGGGGUUUAAUGUGAUUAACUUUACCGUUAAUGCCAUGGACAUGGAAUUGCGCACUGACUACUGCGCCCAUGAGCUGCCAGUAAUUCGCUCGAAGCCCGAUCUGGCGAAAUUUCAGGGCACUGAUAUGUACAAGGAGAUACAGGCGUCUAGCGGAGUCGUCAGCAAUCCGGAUGAUCGGUGGAGUUUGGUGCGUGCCCUUCAGCAGCGAGAAAAUGGGAUAGCCUCGCCACACAGCUCCUCAUUUUCUAAAAACCAACAGCGCUACAUUUCCAAUCAAUACAUACCAAAUAGGAAGACUACGCGUCUCAUGUCGCUGGACUCGAAAGUCUUUGUGACCAAAUUCAAUCGCACAGGCAGCAAGUUGCUGACCGCCUGCCAAGAUGGCUUUGUCCGUAUCUACGACGGCGCUAAGGGCACCUAUCAUCUGCUGAAUCGCAUUCGUGCCCGUGACGUUGAAUGGAGUAUCAUCGAUGCUGAUUUUAGCCCCAAUGGUCAACACUUUGCCUACAGCACCUGGUCUCGGUCAUUUUUUAUCAUGCCCGUAAAUGGGGGCGAAGACGACUGUCAGUGGGUCGAUGUUAAUGGACUGCCAAACCACCGGUUAGCCAUCUUCUCAUUGCGCUACUCACCAUUGGGCGACAAGAUCAUCGGGGGUAGCAACGAUGCCAUGGUCUUGGUGACCGACAUACGCACACGAACCACACAAAUCUUGCGCACCCACCGCACUCCGGGCACCGAUGUAAACUCAGUGUGCUACGUGCACGACAAGGACCCAAAUGUGAUAAUCGCUGGCUGCGAUGACGGCUUGCUUAAGGUGUACGACCUGCGCACCUCGUUCCGGUCGCGAGAGUUGUCCAAAUCGGUGGCUUCCUUUAUUGGCCACUACGACGGUGUCACCUAUAUCGACUCCCGUAACGAUGGCUACCACGUGCUGUCCAACUCCAAAGACCAAAGCAUCAAACUCUGGGACAUGAGGCAGCCUAGCAAUUUGCGAAAUCGCAGUCGUGCGAGACAGCGGCAAAUGGAUCUCACAGUGUGGGACUAUCGGUGGAAUCGCGUUCCGCGCGAAUUUUACAAUCCCCACAAGGCACUGGAAGGGGACACCAGUAUAAUGACCUUCCGCGGACACCGAGUUAGUAAAACCCUGCUACGGGCCAAGUUUUCGCCCCAGGAGCAAACAGGACAGCGAUUCAUAUACACUGGCUGUGCCACUGGUCGUAUUAUAAUUUAUGAUGUGCUUACUGGAAAGAUCAAAGAGGCUAUUGAAGGACAUAGGAAUGUGAUAAGAGACCUGGACUGGCAUCCAGAGCGCUCUGAAAUUGUGUCUGGUUCUUGGGAUACCCAUGUUCAUUUGAACACCUAUAGCCGCAGCAACGCCAAUCCUCCGUUCAAGCGGGCCCACAGCUCGGACUUGGAUAAGAGGCCUCUGCGACGGUCCCGCCGCCUGGCUAAUCGCAACGUGACACCAGACUAGUUUUAAUGUUGGCGUAUUUUGUACCUAGUAAGACCCCCAUUGAUAUUACAUUUCGUUACAUUCAUUCAUAAACGCAUGCGCGGACAAGGGGAAAAUAUUCACCGCAGUCGGGCCGCAUUUUGGUUCUAUGAAUAAGACUGAAGAAUAUGUCACAGCUUGAAAUGUAUAGUUCAGUUUAAUUAAUUAACUUGUUACAGAUUAAAAUGUAAACCCAGAAGCUUACAAACUACCUACUUAAGUUGUUUAUGUACAAAACAAUCAUACAAGAAUCACGUUGAAUUAUAUUUCGUUUGCUCGAACUAAAUUCCUUGAAA
Drosophila ficusphila is the source of this 1939-nucleotide messenger RNA. RefSeq names its product DDB1- and CUL4-associated factor 11. The record is from RefSeq and is a predicted model, not a curated record. NCBI's taxonomy places the organism in Eukaryota, Metazoa, Arthropoda, Insecta, Diptera, Drosophilidae. The coding region runs from base 84 to 1625 and encodes 513 amino acids. The transcript has 7 exons. Gene Ontology annotation, cellular component: Cul4-RING E3 ubiquitin ligase complex. Gene Ontology annotation, molecular function: protein binding. Gene Ontology annotation, biological process: proteasome-mediated ubiquitin-dependent protein catabolic process.